Messenger RNA from Hevea brasiliensis (rubber tree), 4547 nucleotides. RefSeq names its product protein REDUCED CHLOROPLAST COVERAGE 3. Gene Ontology annotation, cellular component: cytoplasm. The record is from RefSeq and is a predicted model, not a curated record. NCBI's taxonomy places the organism in Eukaryota, Viridiplantae, Streptophyta, Magnoliopsida, Malpighiales, Euphorbiaceae. Gene Ontology annotation, molecular function: protein binding. Gene Ontology annotation, biological process: organelle organization.
CUCCAUCAGAAUCAAUUUUCUGGCCUUCUUCCAGAAUGUAUUGGCAACUUGACCAACCUUCAAGUCCUUGAGUCAUCGUCCCAAUGUAAUAGUCGUCCUAUUAAUGAGAUUGUACAGAUGGGUGAGGUGGACGUUGUAGAUGCUGGCCGCGAAGAAAGUGUGGCUCUUUCUCCUAGCGAUGGCAGGCGCCACUGCCCUUUUGUCAACUCCCAAUCCGAGGAUCCCCUUGCAUCUUUUCCAGUUUUUGGGCCUGAUACAGAGAACCUCGUGUUGUCUCCACUUAACCUUGGAAAUUUAGAAUGCUGCAGCCUGAAUCAUAGCCCAACCUCCUCCUUGUCUUUGGAACCAAAUCCUCUAGCCCUUGUUCCCUACAAAAACCCAACCCAUAUUCCCCCUACAACCUGGUCUAAGAAGUUGCUUCAGCUUUCUGGGAUUUCCAAACAAAGAAGGAAAUGUAAAUGAUCAAUGAUCUAAUGGAAUCUUGCCCCAAGUUGUAUGAAGGGGGUAAAAGAAGAAAGGAGAGGAAGACUAUUCAGAAAAAGCAAUUGAAGGAUCGAACAUCUCCAGAUCACUCCAGAGCUUAAACCAGGACCUGCAAACUGGGAAACUAAUCAGGAAGGGGCUUAAGCAAGGGCAAUUUCCCGUUGGACCUGGAUAUCCCUUCUACGCCUCAUUGCGCCAAAAAGGUGAUAAAUGUUUUUCAGCUUAGGGGUUGUGCUUUACCAGUCUUGUGUCAAGGAAUCAUCUGGAAGUCAGUCACCUCACCACUCCUUUGAUGAUUCAGAAGCAUCUAGGUGUCUUGUUCGACAAGUAAUUAAAGAGAGUUUGACCAAGUUGGAUGAGAUGCCUGUUGCUUCUGAAAGGUCCAUUAGAUGGGAACUGGGUUCAUGUUGGAUGCAACAUCUGCAAAAGCAGGAAACUCCAUCAGAUACUGAUUCUAAACACUCUGAGGAGGAUACUGAGACUGAGCAUGCUGUAAAAGGUCUUGGAAAGGAAUUUAAGUUCUUGAAGAAGAGGGAUAAAAAAACUAGUAUGAAUGGCACCCUUGAGAAGGAAGAAACUAAAACUGGCCCCUGCAGACUAAAUGUGGGAACUGAUGAAGGACAGCAUAGCAAUGGAGAUUCCAACAGUGAGAAUGAAUUGAAGGAAUUGAUUUCUGAAGAAGCCUUCUUCCGUCUGAAAGAAUCUGGAACUGGCCUUCAUUUAAAGUCAGUGGAUGAGCUUAUUCAAAUGGCAUAUGGAUAUUAUAAUGAAAUUGCUUUGCCAAAGCUGGUAACAGCCUUUGGCUCGCUAGAACUUUCCCCUGUUGAUGGACAUACACUGACUGACUUCACGCAUUUAAGGGGACUACAGAUGCGCUCUCUGGGCCGGGUGGUCGAACUGGCAGAGAAGCUUCCUCAUAUACAAUCACUUCGUAUCCAUGAGAUGGUUACUAGAGCUUUCAAGCACAUAGUGAAAGCAGUUAUUGCAUCUGUGGAGAAUGUAGCAGACCUAUCUGCAGCCGUAGCUUCAUCCCUAAAUUUCUUACUUGGAUCAUGUAAUAUGGAAGAUAAUGACCAAAAUAUGAAGGAUGAUUAUAUUCUCAAAUUGCAUUGGUUACAAACGUUUCUUUCUAGAAGAUUUGGUUGGACAUUAAAAGAUGAGUUUCUCCACUUGAGAAAGUUAUCAAUUCUUCGAGGACUUUGCCAUGAGGUGGGGCUGGAGUUAGUUCCAAGAGAUUAUGAUAUGGAAUGCCCAAACCCUUUCAGGAAAUUUGACAUCAUCAGCAUGGUUCCUGUGUGUAAGCAUGUAGGAUGCUCUUCAGCAGACGGACGAAAUUUAUUGGAGUCAUCCAAGAUUUCUCUUGAUAAAGGAAAGCUGGAGGAUGCUGUUAAUUAUGGAACAAAGGCACUAGCAAAGAUGAUAGCUGUAUGUGGUCCCUAUCAUCGGACUACUGCAAAUGCUUAUAGUCUUCUAGCUGUAGUUCUUUACCACACUGGAGACUUUGAUCAGGCAACUAUAUAUCAGCAAAAGGCUUUGGAUAUUAAUGAGAGGGAACUUGGGCUUGACCAUCCAGAUACAAUGAAAAGCUAUGGAGAUCUUUCUGUGUUUUAUUAUCGUCUUCAACAUAUUGAGUUGGCUUUGAAAUAUGUGAACCGUGCUUUGUUCCUUCUUCAUUUUACCUGUGGACUGUCUCAUCCUAAUACUGGCUACAUCAACGUGGCUAUGAUGGAAGAGGGCAUGGGAAAUGUUCAUGUUGCUCUUAGAUUUCUGCAUGAAGCUCUAAAGUGCAAUCAGGGAUUAUUAGGAGUGGAUCACAUGCAGACAGCUGCAAGCUACCAUGCGAUAGCCAUAGCUCUGUCAUUGAUGGAAGCAUAUUCGCUCAGUGUUCAGCAUGAGCAAACUGCACUAAAGAUACUUCAAGCAAAACUUGGACCAGAGGAUCUUCGUACUCAGGGUGCUGCUGCAUGGCUUGAAUACUUUGAAUCCAAGGCUCUAGAGCAGCAAGAAGCAGCACGAAAUGGAACUCCAAAGCCAGAUGCAUCUAUUGCAAGCAAAGGUCACCUUAGUGUAUCAGACCUCUUGGAUUACAUCAGUCCUGAUCAAGAUUCUAGAGGAAGUGAUGCACAGAAGAAACAGCAGCGUGUGAAGGCAUUGCAGAUCAAUGAUAAAGCCCCUCAAGGCCAUCAAAAUGAAAUGGUUGAAGAUGCCAUGCUCCAUGAAAGAUUGGAAAAUGCAAUGUCUUUGGCCAGUGGCAACAAAGAAGUAACGGUAGACAUGGUUCAAUAUGAAAAAUCAGAAGAAAAAGAUAAUGUUGUUAUAUACAGGCCCACAGUUGCAGUUGAAGUUGUUGAAGAAACAGCAUCAGAUGAAGGUUGGCUAGAAGCCAAUCCAAAAGGGAGGUUGGGGAAUGCUGCUGGCAGGAAAUCAGGUCGUAGGCGACCUGCUCUUGCAAAGCUGAAUAUAAAUGGUUCUGAAUACUGAAAUAUCAGAGAAAGCAGCUGCAGGAGGGAAAUCAUUUCGCCAGCUCAAAAAACAAUUCCCCGGACAUUAUCAGCAACAAAGCAAUCAAAUACACGUGGGUUGAGUGUUGUGGAGGAUUCAAUUAAACUGCAGGCAAAAUCUUGUGUGCCUAAAACGUCAUGUUCUUCAGCAAACCUCUCUGCUAUGGCUUCUAAAUCUGUAUCUUACAAAGAAGUGGCUGUUGCACCGCCAGGUACAGUUUUGAAGCCAUUAAUGGAGCCAGUAGAAGAAUCAAAUGAGAAAGAACCUGAAACCCAGACAUGCAGCAUUACAAAUGAGACAUCAAUGGAGGAAAUCAAUACUACUUCUGUUGUUGAUAAUGUACCAGAUGAUGGUGAAACAGUUGAAAAUCAUGAUCAUGGAACUCAAUCAGAAAAAUCUAGAUCUGAACAUGAUGAGAUUCCUAUUUCUAAUCAGGAAAGGUCAGAUGAAACAAAUGGAAGUAAGCUUUCUGCUGCAGCUGAACCAUUCAAUCCAGGAGCACUCUCUGUAGUUCACACAUUAAACUCGGUUUCUGGGACAAGCAUUUAUGAUGUAAGAGCUAGUCAAAGCAUGCUUGCAGAGCCAGGGGCGCCUCCACUUGCUGCUAGAGUUUCUUGUGGACCUAGAUCACCACUGUACUAUAGAAAUGCAAUAUCAUACCGCAUGAAACAAGGUUUGCUGAAAUAUCAAACUCCCAUGACAAUGCCUUCUAGGAGCAUGAAUUCACAUGCACCUGAGUUUGUACCCAGGAAAGCUUGGCAAACAAAUCCUGGAAAUAGAGAUUUAAGUGUUCCAAAUGAGUCAAACUCUAUGCUAGAAAAGAGCAAGGCAGAACAGGAGUUAUUAGACGAGGAAUCCAGCAAUAGAGUCAAAGAUGGUAGUCCAAGAAAGACCAGCUGUGAGUUUGAGAAGGCGGAACUUGCAAGGCAGAUAAUUCUAAGCUUUAUUGUGAAUUCAGUUCAGCACAAUGUUGAUUCUGGAAGUAAGCCUGUACCCAGCGAGAAGAAGUUUGAAAGUUCUUCGGAUGCAAUUGCCAAUGACAGUGCAAUUAUAAAAGUCCUCUAUGGAGACGAAGAAAAGACAGACCAGGUUACUCAGUCAAAUGAACAUGAGCAGUCAAAAGCAAUAGAUGUAAAUAAUAAGAAAAAUGAUGAUGGUGAAGGUUUUAUUGUUGUAAGAAAGCGGAGAAGAAACAGGCAGUUCACAAAUGGGGUGACCGGGUUGUACAAUCAACAAUCAAUCUGUGCUUCUGUUCGUUGAAGAUAGAGAAAGAGAGAAAAAAAAAAAAAGAGGAAGAAGAAGAAGAAGAAGCAUAUGUGAAAAAAAAGGUCGUCCUUGUUAUGCUGUUCUUGUGAUCUGACAAAGCUCUUCGCAUCACCUUAUUACACAAUAGAAAAGAUUGAAGGACAAUGCAGAAGUGAAGUUCUUAUCAUAAUUUGUAUUUAAUUUUAUUGGUUUUCAUUCCAUCUGAGUACAUUGUAAUAAUCUCUGUAAAAAUCUCAAUUUUCUCUUGUUCAGAGAUUUUGUUUGAUCAAUAAAAGGCUAAUCGCCAAGUUCCAUGA